Aplysia californica (California sea hare) is the source of this 2525-nucleotide messenger RNA. RefSeq names its product ATP-dependent RNA helicase DDX24. Gene Ontology annotation, cellular component: nucleolus. The transcript has 15 exons. The record is from RefSeq and is a predicted model, not a curated record. Lineage: Eukaryota; Metazoa; Mollusca; Gastropoda; Aplysiida; Aplysiidae. Bases 29 to 2302 code for a protein of 757 amino acids. Gene Ontology annotation, molecular function: ATP binding; RNA helicase activity; nucleic acid binding.
GUAAAUCAAAAUUGUUAACUUCCGCAAAAUGGCGGCACCCAUGCGCGUGAAAGCGAAGUGCUCUUGGCAAACAGUUAAAAUACCACAAGAUCUGCAAAACUCAGAAGUUUUUGAUGGAUUAGUCGAUAUACAGAUAUUGGAAGAUUAUGAUCUUGUAGCUGAAGAAAUUGAAAAUGACGAUGUUGAGGAAAAUUUGUCCAGGAAAGGCAAAAAACGUAAGAGGAAAAAAGAAAAACAGGGAGUGGCAGAUGAACCUGUUGAAAAGAUGAUUAAAAAAGAGAAUGUGGACAUCAAAUCCAUUGCCUCUCAGAAAGAUGUAAAGAAAGCUAAAAAGAAAAAGAAAAACAGUACAAUUGCAGCAAAUGAGAAGACAGCUUUUGAUCAUGGUGAAAUGAUUUCAAGUAAAAGUGUCCUAGCUGUAACCGAUGUUGUGGAAAAUACUGUUGAAGAAUUGCCUGACACAUCAGGGGAAUCCAAAGUUUCUAAGGGUAAGAAAAAGCGCAGAAAAAAGAACAAGUUAGCAAAGCAGGUUGUAAACAAGACUACACAGCAGGAUUCUGUUGAAUGUGAUGAAAACAUGGAUGCCGCUGAUUCUGAUGAGGAUGGCCUUGUGAAUGCUGAUGAAGAAUCAGACAUUGAUAUGUCUCAGUGGGCAAAUCUCUGUGUACCGGAUAUCUUAUUGAAGGCCCUGGAGAAACAAAGGUUUGAAACCCCAAGUGUGAUACAGACGAUGGCACUUCCUAGUGCUAUCAGAGACCGGAGGGACAUCCUUGGUGCUGCUGAGACGGGAAGUGGAAAGACGCUUGCUUUCGGUAUCCCUGUUCUUGCUAAGAUUCUGGCUGUGAAAGAACAGAAGAGCGCACAGAGAAAAGAAAGUCAAGAAGAGGAUGAUGGUGAAAAUGAAGACGAAGCUGAUGAGAAAGAAAAGGAAGCUGACAGUGGUCAAAAGAUGAAAUCAGAGGAGUCAGUACAGGACAACCCUCCCAUGGCUCUUAUUCUGGAGCCAACUCGAGAACUUGCAGUUCAAGUCAAAAAGCAUCUACAGACAGUGGCAAUAUUUACAGAUGUGAAGUUUGCUACAGUUGUCGGAGGUAUGUCAGUGGAGAAACAGAGGAGAAUUCUUGCAAAGCAACCUGAAGUGAUCAUUGCAACUCCAGGGAGGUUGUGGCAACUGAUUGAAGAGGAGAAUGAUCAUCUGCGGAAUCUUGACCAAGUGCUUUGUCUUGUGGUGGAUGAAGCUGACAGGAUGGUGGAGAAGGGACAUUAUGAAGAACUUACCAAAUUGCUGGAAUUCAUCAACAAGAGCCAAAGACGAGUCAAAGGCCGCCAGACAUUUGUCAUGUCUGCUACUCUGACCAUGGACCCAGGAGCCCCUAAACGCCUUUUCAAUAAGAAGAAAAAAAUCCACCAAGAUGAUAAGCUCAAAUCACUGACUGAGAGAAUUUGUGUUGGCCUGAAGCCCAAGGUCAUUGAUUUGACUCCAAAGGACAAGGUUGCUCAAACACUAACAGAACUUCGGGUGAACUGUAAGGCAGAUGAAAAGGAUUUUUACCUGUAUUACUUUCUGUGUCAACACCCUGGCAGAACACUGGUGUUUGUCAACAGCAAGGACUGUCUACGCAGACUCAACUCUUUGUUCUCACUGCUGCAGUGUACUCCACUGCCUCUCCAUGCUGAUAUGCACCAAAGGCAAAGACUGAAGAACCUUGACAAAUUUGCUGAAAAUAAGAGGGGCUUCUUAAUCGCCUCUGAUGUGGCCGCCAGAGGUUUAGAUAUCCCCAAAGUGGACCAUGUCAUACAUUAUCAAGUUCCUCGGACAAUGGAGAAUUAUGUGCACCGCAGUGGUCGAACUGCCAGAGCUUCCAACCUUGGAUUGAGUGUGAUGCUUGUGGGGCCAGGGGAGGCCCGGGACUACCGCAAGAUUGUGCAGGGUGUGCGGAAUGGUGAAGACCUCCCAGUGAUACCAGUUGAAAUGGAUUUGAUGCCUGCUGUCAAAAUGAGGGUUGGACUGGCAAGGGAUAUUGAUGUCAAAGAGUACAGAGUCAAGAAGAAGAGAAUGCGAAAUAAUUUCUUCACAAAGGCAGCUGAAGAAAUGGAUAUGAUAAUUGAUGACAGACAUCUCCUAGAAGACUUGGGUGACACCGUGGACCAAGAACAGGACAAGCAACAGCUCAGACAGAUGAAGUCGCAGCUCACAACCGCUCUACGGGGGUCACUGGCCCCACUACGUAUGACCAAAUACCCUACAAAGUCAGGGAAACUGCAGUCAAAGAAAACGGUCGAUUUACAUUGUAGUAUGUGAUACUGUGGUGGGGGUAUGGGGGAAUAUCUGUGUCGAGACUUUUGGUGUGUGUGGCGUGACUGAAUGCAGUAGAAUACGGCUAUAGCGGGACUUUUGGUUCCAGAAGAAAAAUUCCGCUGUAAGCGAGUUCCCGCUAUAUAGGAAUGCAAAGGGAAAUUACCGAAAAAUGUAUAAAAAAUACAUUUUAUUACCUUCCUUCCAUAUUAAUAAAAUUUGCGCUCUA